CGUUUAAAAGUUUAAGUAAUAUCAGUCAUAUCUUGCGAAAUAAUAUGUAUGUUUCAUGUAGUGUAUAUAGACAUAACAAUAAAUUAGAAGGGCACCUGCACUUAAAAAAUCAACCCUACCAAGUGAAAAUUAGUUAUGAGAAAAAUCAGCCGGGCGCAAGUUUGCCUAAUUAGAACAAAUUAAAUUUAAUUAAUCUAAUUUAAUUAACACCUGUCUUUGACAUAGAAGUUGCAUCGUAGGAUAAUACAGUGUACUAAACCCAGCUUCGCGCAAUACUCACAUAUAAGUGUCACAAUGUUUGAGGAAGCUGAGAAUUUUGCGGAUAUUUUCCGCGGUGGACUGCCCUAUCUACUGAUUGCACUACCAGUUUUACUCAUUUGCUCAGCCAAUCCUGUAUUGGCAUCCAGUGAAUUCUCAGUGCAACGGAUGUCACAGUUCGAUGUGAAUGGUGUUGCUUAUGGAUGUCGUGCAUCUGCAUUAUCGCUAGAGGCUAAAUCGCUCUAUACUUGGAGCACUGGAAGGCACUGUGUGGUUGCAAAAUUACAAGACUUAACUAUCGAUCAGUUCCGUGAAAUACGGCAAAAAGCAGGAGGUUUGGUUAUACUGUUACCACAGCAUGUCAGUGAUAUGACAUUUGAGGAAAAAGAGCACCUCAUUUUGCUUGAACAAGCUAUGCUGGCACAACCAAAUUCAAUUCCGAUAUAUUUCUCACCGUAUAAUUCAGAGCUCGAGCGUAUCAUAACGGACAUCACAAGAACAACCAGCAAAAAUAUUGAGGGCAAAACUCAACGCACAUCAGCGGCUACAGAGCUGCUAUCAUCCAUAUCGGCCAAUGGUUAUCAGGUUAUUGUCUCUGGUGCCAGUCAUUUAGCUAGCAAAAAUAGUAGAAUACCAAUUAUACAAGGUGAAUUGGCGGCCACUACUAAAAUUUUGAAACAAAUGGAAAGUGGUGGCGAGUCCAACAGCAAAUUGCCAUUAAUCCUCAUAACCUCACAUCUCAACACAUUCGGAUUGUACAAUGAAUAUCCUUUAAACGCCGAUGCCGCUGUGUUGCUAACACUCGCGGAUAUAUUUAGCAAAUUACACAGCACACCUAACGCAGUGCCUAAAUAUCGCUUAUUAUUCUUACUCACAGAAUCCGGUACACUGUUGAACUUCCAAGGAGCCAAAAAGUGGCUCGAUGAGAAUGUGCAACUGCAGGAAGACAUCGUGUCUAUUACCGGCACUUUAAUUGCGGCCAAGAAUCCAACUAAUAUAAUAGACGAGAACGUUGAUUUUGUGCUCUGUUUAGACACGAUUACACAAUCGUUGAACGGUGAAUCUGGCAAUCUUUACAUGCACGUCUCCAAACCACCCAAAGAGGGCACCGCAAUGAAUGAUUUCUUCAAGUUACUUAAAAACGUAGCGGCACAAUAUGGCAAUGUUACAGUCGAUGGUGUACAUAAGAAGAUCAAUUUGGCCGAUCAGCAACUCGCCUGGGAGCAUGAACGUUUCAGCAUGCGCCGUUUGCCAGCUUUCACGAUAUCCGCAUUGAAAUCACCCAAAGAGCCAGCACGCACCACUAUAUUCAAAGACGAAGAAGAGCAAGUUAUUGCGCAAACGCAACAACAUGCUAAAAUUUUAGCUGAAACGCUAGCACAUUACGUGUAUGGCUUACAAGAGCCAUAUGAAAUCUUUGCUGGGCCAAUGGGUAUCAAUAAGAAACUCAUUAAAGCUUAUCUGCAAGUCAAAUCUGCGCUACAUAAUAACGACCUGAAGAACGCUUUCGAAAAGUACCUAAAGAAUGUGAAGAUCAUGUAUGAUAAACCCGACACACGUGAUCCAGACUUUAUGUUCUACGAUGGUCAAGAGGCGCGCCUAAAUGUAUAUCACGUCAAACCUGCCAUUUUCGAUCUCUUCCUAACCAUACUCAUAUGCGCAUAUCUCGCCUCAGUGUACUUUGUCAUACAAUUCUUUCCAGCGUUAUACGAUACCGUUUGCAAAAUGACCAAAGCGCCAGUACUGACGCAAGCCAAUUCCAAUAAUACAAAAUCUAAAGUUAAUUAGAAAAAAAAGUGCAAAAAAGAAUAAAAAUAAAACAAAAAAUAUUAAUAUUAUUGAAGACGAAAACUUUAAUGUACAGAUGUACAUAUGUAAAGAGACAUUUUCUUGAACAUUUACUAACUAUAUUAGAACAAUUAAAAUUUGCAACCAAAUAGUGAGUUAUAUACAUAAUCUGUGUAAAAGGCGAAAUUUUGUAUGAUACACAACAUGGUGAAUUUUAUAGAAGAAAGACUCGCAAUUCAAGUAAGAUAAGUAAUAAAAUCAGUAAUUCAUUUAUUAGUUAUAUAUGUACAUAAUUUGUGCAUGAAAGGUGAAAGGUUGUUAGUAAAAAUAAAGAAACUAAAACUAAAAAAAAAAAAUAAGUAAAAUAAAAAUAAUAAAAAAUUAAUAAAAAUAAUGACAAGUAAAUAAAAUUAAAUUUAAAAAAUGCAAAUAUAUAAAACUGUUAAGCGGUAUUGUAAACGUCAUUAAUUUCACGACCACCUACAAGUAUGUUCCGUUAUCCAUGUAGUACGAACAAUAACUAACUCGUCAUAAGAAAUUGUGCCAUUACUGCUGCUUAACUUUGCCAUUUCCACCUAAACACACUGCUAAAUAAUAAAAAAGAAAUUUAAAGCGUAAUCAUUGUGAGUAAACAAAUAUUCCUAGGAAAGCAUUAGGCACACAUUUCCACACAGUCCACAUAUGCAUUUACACACUCACCCGCACAGACAGCGGGCGCAGCAGCAGUAACUGUAAGCAAUACUUAUUAAUAAUACAUUAAAUCAUGAAAUUAUACAAUUAUAACAAUAAUUAAAGCAUAAUGUAGUAGUCAAAUGUUUUUUUCCAUAUUAUUUUAGUAUAUAAUUAAAAUAUACAUAUAUAAUGCAUAUGUUGUUUUGAUUAGCAUCAAAUUGUAAGUUCCAAGUAGUAUGGCAAACGGUUAAAAUGUUCACGAUUUCCCAAGUAUUACUUUAAACGAAAGUAAAACAAAAAAUAUAAAGACAAAUAAAUAAAACUUAAAAUAAAAAAGCGA
Messenger RNA from Bactrocera latifrons, 3058 nucleotides. RefSeq names its product nicalin-1. The transcript is spliced from 8 exons. Gene Ontology annotation, cellular component: endoplasmic reticulum membrane. Gene Ontology annotation, biological process: regulation of signal transduction. Lineage: Eukaryota; Metazoa; Arthropoda; Insecta; Diptera; Tephritidae. The record is from RefSeq and is a predicted model, not a curated record. The coding region runs from base 295 to 2046 and encodes 583 amino acids.